Messenger RNA from Cyphellophora attinorum, 1149 nucleotides. RefSeq lists its product as uncharacterized. The transcript is spliced from 2 exons. Gene Ontology annotation, cellular component: SNARE complex; endoplasmic reticulum. The coding region runs from base 1 to 1149 and encodes 382 amino acids. NCBI's taxonomy places the organism in Eukaryota, Fungi, Ascomycota, Eurotiomycetes, Chaetothyriales, Cyphellophoraceae. The record is from RefSeq and is a predicted model, not a curated record. Gene Ontology annotation, biological process: retrograde vesicle-mediated transport, Golgi to endoplasmic reticulum.
AUGGACAUCACACCAACCCUCUCCGCAAUCCUGAUCCAGUCCCACGCACCGCCCAUCCCAAUCGCCUCCUCCUCGACUGCCAGACUAAGUCAGACGCUCGACGCGUUCCUCAAAGAAGCGAAUCAGAUCAACCAAUCGCUCAACGAGCUCCUGAGAUAUCUGCAGAGUAUACGCCAGCCGUACCUCUCGAACGCGCCGCCGCCUCGACGGCACCACCAGCAACAGCCAGCACAAUCGGCGCGGAAUGGCCUCCCAGAGGCGCCAACGCACUUGACCGAUGCACAACGAGAGGAUAUCAACAAAGAGACAGCGAGACUAUUACGAGAUCUGCAAUCCUCGAUAUCCAAUUUGAAAGGCGUGGCCGAUCUACGGCACGAUGCGGUGACGAAGGUGCUGACAAGGAAAUACGGUAGUCGGAAAAGCCUGCUCUUUCGGUGGGCCGCGGGUGAGGACAAGGAUGCGGGCAAGUCGGCACAGCAGAUCGAUGAGGAGGGAAGGGAGAGGACGUUGAAGAUAUUUAGGGAUGAGGUGGUGAGAUAUCUGAUGAUGAAGAAAAACGCCGCCCUCCGCAGACAACAGAUGAUGCUCGUCACCCGCGCGGAACGAGAACGAGAGAAGCAGAUGUCCAAACUCAGCGACGUUCGCAACAAGUCCUACGCAAAUCGGCAACCGAGCACAAGCAUAUCAGACAGAGUCGUGACUACCAGAUACAACAACGGCAUCAGCAGCGCCGCUAACGAAUACGCCGACGCCGACCUCCGCGCCCGCGACACCUACAAUCCCGCUCUCGAAACCUCCUCCAGCGACUACGCCCACCAAGACCUCACACCCGCUCAACUCCAGCUCUUCGAACAAGAGAACGAGAGCAUGACCCUCACCCUCCAAAACGACCGCCUCGCCCAAGUCAACAAGGUCGAAGCCUCCCUCGUCGAGAUUUCGCAAUUACAGGAGACGCUCGCGGGUAAUAUUGCGGUGCAGCACGAACAGAUAAGUGGACUGGUGAUGGAUGCAGAGGACACGGGGGAGAAUCUGACGAAGGGGAAUAGAGAGUUGAAGAGGGCGAGUGAGAGGGGGAGUACCGCGAGGGGAGUGUUUUGGGUGAGUGUUGGGUUGUGCUCGUUCUUAGUGGUGUGGGAUCUCAUUUUCUGA